Leucoraja erinaceus (little skate) is the source of this 3412-nucleotide messenger RNA. It is a transcript of the gene ascc2, whose product is annotated as activating signal cointegrator 1 complex subunit 2. The coding region runs from base 150 to 2405 and encodes 751 amino acids. The record is from RefSeq and is a predicted model, not a curated record. Lineage: Eukaryota; Metazoa; Chordata; Chondrichthyes; Rajiformes; Rajidae. Gene Ontology annotation, biological process: regulation of DNA-templated transcription. Gene Ontology annotation, molecular function: ubiquitin binding. The transcript is spliced from 19 exons.
GGCAACGCCCUUUGAACCGGCAGCGCUUGUUGAGCAGUGAGAGGUGAGAGGCCUGGUGACAGCACCCGGACAUUUGAGUGCUUCCAUCAAAGUCGUCAGGGUUUGAUUCCCUGCUUGGUGCAGCUUACAACGCAGCGGAAAAAUACAUCAUGGCCUCAACUUUGCCUCUAGAUCAAAUGUAUCUUUCGCAACCAGAUAAAAAAACUGGGAAAGCGCAACAGUUACCAGCAUUGCAUCCAAGCAGGAAAGAAGAUUGUUACUUUGUGUUGUAUAAACCUCCGCCUCAAGAUGACAUGCCAGCUCUGGUGGAAGAAUUUUUGGAACGAGCCAACUUCAUUGCCAGUGAUCUGGAUUGGUUACUAUCUCUUCCUCAUGAUAAAUUUUGGUGCCAGGUUAUUUUCGAUGAGACUCUCCAGAAAUCUUUGGACUCAUUCUUGCGUUACACACCUCGUCAGUAUGACGGAUUGGAGAAUUCAAAUCUAGCCAUAGCAGACAUGCAAAAACGCCUCCAUCGCAGCGUUUUCAUGAUUUUUCUUAGGAUGUCCACUCACAAGGAGUCUAAAGAACACUUCAUUACACCCAAUGUUUUUGGAGAAAUUAUCUAUGACGGUUUUCUCUUUGACAUCCCAAAAAUCUUUGACUUGUGUAUAAUAUUUGGAAAAGGAAACACUACUCUUCUUAAGAAGAUGAUUGGGAAUAUAUUUAAUCAGCAGCCAAAUUAUUUUAAUGAUUUGGAUGAAACAGUUCCCACGAUCCUACAGGUUUACAAUAGUAUCUGUGUGAAGUGUGGCUUAAUGUGGGAAAAUCAUUUCAAUUGCCCACAAAAGAUUGAUGGCCAAACCAAAAUUUCGCCCAUGGAUAUGCCUCUGCAGGAGUUUAAGGAUAUUUUGCUGUACCUGUGUGAUACAUGCACUACGCUGUUUGCAUUCUUGGACAUUUUUCCUGAAGCUAGUCGGAUAUUCCAAAAGCAUGAUUAUAUACAAAGAUUGGCCUCGUUUUAUGAAGCAAUUAUCCCUGAACUAGAAAACACAAUUAAACAGAGGCAAUUUGAAGAAACUGGAUUGCAAAGUGAUUUGUGGAGGAGACUUUCACACUCGAGGAAGAAAAUUAUUGAAACUUUUCAUCACAUCAUUAGUUUCAAGUGCCUUCAACCUAUACUAGAAAAUGGAUCUGAGCAUAGUCUGACUUUUAUAGAAGAUUUCCUUCAAAUCUUUACAGCUCUUCUACACCAAAAGAGAUUUCUGACAGACUAUGAUGAGCAGUUUCCAGUGGCUGAUGAUAUCAGCCUUUUGCAACAGGCAUUUCCUGCACUUGAUGAAACUAGGACGUCAUACAUCAUCAAAGCCGUUGACAGUGCCUGGGAAGCUUGUAGCAGGAUUAAACCUACCUUUCCCACUGGAAAUUCUCAAAUUUCUAGUAAAUCUGCUGCCUCUCAGGUUUCGGCUAUAAAUGGUGAAAUGGACCAAGACCUUAGACAGCCAGAAUAUGAAACUGAUGACUAUGGUGCAGGUGCAGCUGCAGCAAAGGUGACAGGAAUAGAACUGGAAUCUUUAAUUUCUCAAGUGAAGGAUAUUUUACCACACCUUGGGGAAGGCUUCAUCCUUGAAUGUUUGGAAGAAUACAAUUAUGACACAGAAAAAGUAAUCAAUAAUAUUCUUGAAGAUAAAAUACCACCUUCACUUCAAAAAACAGACCAAUCUCUUCCAAGGAAGGUGAAACAGGAUGAGGAGUCGGUUCUGUCAAUGAGACGAAACGUUUUUGACUACGAUGACUUUGAUGUUUACAACAGAAAUGCUGUAGACCUGAGCAAGAUCUGGAAAGGCAAAAAAAAAGGAGAAGACGCAAAAACUCUACUUGAUGAUAAGACUCACAUUACACAACAAAAGGAAAGAUAUAAUGCCUACAGAAUAGUCGUGGAGAAUGUACCAGUGGAUGAUGCCCAGUUUUAUGGGGAUGACUAUGAUGAUGACUAUGAUGACACAUAUGAUGUUAAUCAAAUUGGAGCGAAUGAUGUGGAUUCUGAUGACGAACUAAUCAGCAGAAGACCAUUUACGAUCCCUCGUGUUCUGCGACAGAAAGAGGAAGUGGAGGAUGAAGAGGAAGCUGAGGAGGAAGUGUCAAAGGGAACACACAAGGAGGAUGGACUGAAGAGGGAUCUAUUUGUGCAGGACCCAGCAUUGCUGAGGGAAAGGGCUGAGGCAAGACGUGCAACUUACUGUGCCAGAAAAGGAAUCAAACGUGACAACGCUGCUGUUACAGGGAUGGCAAAGGGCCAGGGACAAUCGAAAGAAACAUUAACAGAAAGAAGAAAAAAAGAGACUAAUAAAUCCUUUCGAGCCAAUCAUAAUCGACGAUCGCUUGCUGAUAGAAAGCGGAACAAAGGAAUGAUUCCAACUUCUUUUUAAAACGUUUUUUUCUCGCCCUAUUACUCAAGAAUUCAUCAUCUUUUACCUCCACUCAAAUCAUGAGCUAUGUAAAUUGCACUUAUUCUCUAUGAUGUUGUCAGCCAAGAGGAGGCAAGCAUAUUGAACAAUGAUACAUGAAUUCAUUUUUUUGUCCUCCAGUGUUCACUCCCUUGAAUAUUUUACUGCACAAAUUCAGUGAUGCAACUGACAAAUAUAUGGUGGCUAUAUAUGAAUGUCAGUCAAAACUAGACUUCAGUGAUGCAGGAAAGAGUAAAAGCUACUCCAUUGUUUUAUUUACUGAUGUUUAAAACUUGCUCUAUAUAACAGUGUCUUAGCUUAUUUGAGUGCAUGGUUCACUCUGCCUGUUCUUCAGAAUGGUAUGUCUUUAAUACUGCUGCGCCACUAAUACAAUUGCUAGAACAUACUACAAUUCAGCAAUGAAGUCAGUCAAACCUUUAUUUAAAUAUUUUCAGCCAAAAACAUUUUUUUUCCAUCAUUCCCUUCUUCAGAUGCACUUCCUUGCAUCAUUUAAUAUUUUGGUCGCAAGACCCGUCAUUGGUGUUUGACCUAGUUGUGUUCAGAGUACCUGGGCUAUGGAAAUCUUUCUCGACUCUUGCUUAUAGACUUGGAAAUGUGGGAUGGCUGCAGAAAAAAUAUAAAGGGUAAAGAUGUGCAACACAGUUAAUUUGUACAGUUAAUGGAUACAUGGCAAGAAUGUUAUUGGAAAUGUGAGAGUAGUAUUGAAAUAGAUUUGUCACCACAUUAUGAAGAAUGAUUUCAGCAGAGAUGGUAGGCAAUAUACAGUAAUAAUUAUUUAUUUUGGCAACUGAUGAUUCAUCAUUUAUCCGUUGCACUGGAUUAAUGCUCGAUUUGCAGUUUGUAAUGGCUUGUGCUAACAUGAUUUGGUAUUUACAUAAUCUACACUUAAUUACAAACUAUAUUUGCAUCGAGGUUAAUGUGACGUAAAUACAAUCAUUUCCAAAUAAAUUCUGAGGCAUCAGUCAGUA